AUGGCAAUGGCGCCUACUGCAGCACCAAAGAUGCGCAUAUUACUCCUGCAUGGCUACGCCAUGAACCACAUUUCUUUUCGCCGCCGGCUCUCUGCUCUUCAAAAAGGAUGUAAAGAUAUAGCUGAGUUUGUGUUUGCAAAUGGACCUCAUCAUAUUCAGGCUCUCCCAAGUGAGACCAAUCCAGAUCCAGCGCCACCGAAUCCAAAUGACCCGGAAGACAAGCAGGCAAGAGCCUGGUUCAUGGCACGCAACAAUGUGUAUGAAGGUUGGGAUGCGUCUGUGACGUAUUUGAAGACGCUGUGUCGUGAGCAAGGGCCAUUUGAUGGUGUUCUAGGAUUUUCACAAGGUGCUUCCCUUGCAGCCAUCUUGGCAGCAUCACUGGAGCAUCCAGAGCGCACGCCUGAAACGUCGGAACCCAUUCAGAACAAGCCCUUCCGCUUUGUCAUCUCUGUAUCUGGCUUCCGACCGGCUGAUCCCAAAUACGACUCUUUGUUCCGCGACCAGAUUCAAACACCCGUUAUGCUCAUUGUGGGUGCGAAUGACAGUAUCGUCACAUCCGAGCGCUCUCAGACUCUGGCUGAGCGGUGUGCCAAUAUUCGCGUCGUUCGACAUCCAGGGGAACACUAUCUUCCAACCUCUGCACCUUGGCGCUCGUUCUUGCGUGCUUGUAUUACAUCGUUUGCUAACAGCAAUCAUGACUGGCAGUCGAUCCCAUCGCCAGCGGAUGAUACGUCACAGGAUGCAUGCACUAAGUUGUAG
Messenger RNA from Malassezia globosa CBS 7966, 759 nucleotides. RefSeq lists its product as uncharacterized. Gene Ontology annotation, cellular component: cytoplasm; nucleus. Gene Ontology annotation, molecular function: hydrolase activity. The transcript is spliced from 3 exons. NCBI's taxonomy places the organism in Eukaryota, Fungi, Basidiomycota, Malasseziomycetes, Malasseziales, Malasseziaceae. The record is from RefSeq and is a predicted model, not a curated record. The coding region runs from base 1 to 759 and encodes 252 amino acids.